Molecule: messenger RNA, 193 nt
Organism: Racocetra fulgida
Lineage: Eukaryota; Fungi; Glomeromycota; Glomeromycetes; Diversisporales; Gigasporaceae
Source: the annotation of a GenBank genome assembly
AGCAAAAUCACCAGGAGUUGAUUUUUUGACAGCACUUGCAGGCGAUGAAUCUGGAGUGAUGGUAGUUCUGCCUUCAGUCGACAGAUUUCGGACCGAUAUAUCUAAAAAUACAAGUGAAACGAAAUUAAAUCAUUUAAUUAACGAUGAAAUUUAUAGAUCUAAUGCUAAUGCUAACAUUCGUCUUAUUGGCUGA